Lathyrus oleraceus (garden pea) is the source of this 444-nucleotide messenger RNA. RefSeq lists its product as uncharacterized. The record is from RefSeq and is a predicted model, not a curated record. The transcript has a single exon. Lineage: Eukaryota; Viridiplantae; Streptophyta; Magnoliopsida; Fabales; Fabaceae. The coding region runs from base 1 to 444 and encodes 147 amino acids.
AUGCCCAACUAUUCAAAAUUCAUGAAAGAUGUACUCAUGAAAAGAAGAAGAGUUGGAGAGUUUGCAAUUGUGGACCUAACACAAGAAUGCAUUCAAUUGGUAUUAGGAAAACUUCUCCCCAAGUUAAAAGAUCCUGGAAGUUUCACUAUACCAUGCAAUACAGGAGAUUAUUUUUGUGGUAGAGCAUUGUGCAAUCUUGGAGCAAACAUCAAACUCAUGUCACUCUCUAUUUUCGAGAAGAUUGGUAUUGGAGAAGCUAGGCCAACAAUAAUCACCCUUCAGCUAGCAAAUAGGAGCAUUUGCUACCCUCAAGGAAAGAUUGAGGACGUGUUGGUCAAGGUUGACAAGUUUGUAUGCAUAAAUAUGCUAGAACAAGUGUCUUCAAGUAUCAAAGAGUUGGCAAGAGGGAAUGGAGUGCAUUGGGAAGCAACUGUUGAGCUGUAA